Messenger RNA from Symbiodinium natans, 717 nucleotides. Lineage: Eukaryota; Dinophyceae; Suessiales; Symbiodiniaceae. The record is from the annotation of a GenBank genome assembly.
AUGAACUUCUUCCAGGACGUCUCGGUGCCAGUGCCACAGGGCCCACCGCCACAGGCUGUGCUGGAGAAGAAGUAUUGGUGGAGCGCUCUCGAGGCGCUGCUUUCGCUGACGGCCAUGCUGCAGUUCUUCACGUUUGACUUGGUGGGUGGCAUGCUAACAGCCAUGAUGCUCUUCCUGGCGUUCAUGAUGACCACGGACGGGAUGGCUGAGAUGCACAGGUAUGCAUUGGCGUUUGCAAUGCUCAGCUUGUUGUGCCUCUUCUUCGACAUGGUGCCUCUCCUGUCAUCUGUGGGCGGCCGCUCGGAGGUGUCUGUGGAACCAGUGGAUCGAGAGUCCCAAGACAACGAGCUACGAAUCACGUACACCACGAUUAUCAAGACAAUGCCUUUCUUUGACGAGACACAGGGCUGGAUCUACAAUGGGGGGAGCAUCACCAUGAUCCUGUCUCCGAUUUGCAUGCUGCUUGGGGCGUACCUUUCUGGACAAGCCCAUGUGGAGAUGCACAGUACUGCGAUGGACGCAAGUCGUGAGAAUAUGGCAGCGAGCAUGGAGGCACGUGCAGCUGAGAACCCUCGGGCGCGGAGGUUCAGGGUGCAGGUGCCUUCCACUUUGCUCCAACAAGGUAGCGAUGGAGGCGAACGCACGCCUUCCGACAAUAGCUCUGCGUCCACUCUUCUCAGGUUUUCUGGUCCCAGCCAUCGGCUGACCCCAGACUGA